AUGGAGAUAAAGCAGUCCCAGCAUGCAGACUGCCUGGUGGCAUUCUGUCAGCAGAACGGGAGGUCCAGGUCUGGGGCAGAAGAUGAAGCUGUGAAGAGGAAGUUGAACUUGGAGACGGAUCACCAGUACAUAGCAGAGAGCCUGCCCACAGCCCGUGGCAAAGCAAGGAAUCCUGCUAAAGGGACCAAGUCUCCCGGGGAGAAGUCCCGCUAUGAAACCUCCCUGAACCUCACCACCAAGCGCUUCCUGGAGCUCCUGAGCCAAUCGCCUGAUGGUGUGGUGGAUCUCAACUGGGCAGCUGAGGUCCUGAAGGUGCAGAAGAGGCGCAUCUACGACAUCACCAAUGUCCUCGAGGGCAUCCAGCUUAUCACCAAGAAGUCCAAGAACAACAUCCAGUGGCUGGGCAGCCAGGCUGCCGUGGGAUCCUCCAGCCAGCACCGAGUGCUAGAAAAGGAGCUGCGGGACCUGCAGGCAGCUGAGCGGCAGCUGGACGACCUCAUCCAGACGUGCACUGUCCAGCUGAGGCUGCUCACAGAGGACCCUGGGAACCAGCACGCAGCCUAUGUGACCUGCCAGGAUCUCCGGAGUAUUGUGGACCCCUCUGAGCAGAUGGUGAUGGUUAUCAAGGCCCCCCCAGAGACCCAGUUACAGGUCUCGGACCCCACGGAGGCUUUCCAGGUGUCCGUGAAAAGCACUCAGGGUCCCAUUGACGUGUUCCUCUGUCCCGAAGACAGCUCUGGAGUCUGCAGCCCUGUCAAGAGCCCAUUCAGAGCGUCCGUGGAGGAUUCAUCGCCCAUCUCUUUGCAGCCCAGAGCCUCGCCGCUCCUGCAUCCGGCCCAGGACGUGAACAUGCCACUGCUGCCUGGCGAGCAAGAGCCCCUGCUGCCCAGAGAGGCCGCACUACCCAGCAAGUGCCCUGCGGAUGAUGUGAGCCUCUCGCCGCUGGCCUCCAUGGAUGCCCUCCUGGAGCAGAGCAAGGACGAUUUCUCAGGCUUCCUGACAGACGAAUUCAUCAACCUGUCCCCACCGCAGCCCCAGGAUUACCACUUCGGCCUGGAAGAGGGCGAGGGCAUCAGCGAACUCUUUGACUGUGACUUUGGGGACUUCACGCCCUUGGACUUCUGA
This is a messenger RNA of Tinamus guttatus (white-throated tinamou), 1125 nucleotides long. The record is from RefSeq and is a predicted model, not a curated record. NCBI's taxonomy places the organism in Eukaryota, Metazoa, Chordata, Aves, Tinamiformes, Tinamidae.